Molecule: messenger RNA, 1155 nt
Organism: Quercus robur (English oak)
Lineage: Eukaryota; Viridiplantae; Streptophyta; Magnoliopsida; Fagales; Fagaceae
Exons: 2
Coding region: 1-1155 (384 amino acids)
Source: RefSeq, a predicted model, not a curated record
AUGAUAGAGUAUUCCAAUCUUCCUGACAUAUUGCAUGACAUGUUCCUCAUACAAGAUAUGGCAUCUGGGCCAAUGGAAGAUGUCCGUAUUGUGCAACAACUCACAGAAGGUCCUGCAGAAGGUCCUAAUGAAGAUGCACUUCAGUUUAUGAAAUUGCUUGAAGAUGCUAAUCAACCUUGUUAUGAGAGUUGUAAGCAUUUUAGUAAGCAUUUUAGCAAAUUAUCAGCCAUUGUGCAUUUGUAUCACAUGAAGUGUCUUAAUGGUUGGACCAACAAAUCAUUUACCAUGUUGUUGCAAUUUUUGCUUGAUUUUUUUCCUUCAAAUGCUAAGUUGCCAAAAGAUUGUUAUGAGGCUAAGAAGAUUAUUAAGGAUUUGGGCUUGAGUUAUGAGAAGAUUCAUGCUUGUCCUAAAGAUUGUAUUUUAUAUUGGAGGGAGAAUGCCAUCUUUGAAGCUUGUCCAAACUGUAACAUUUCAAGAUGGGAAAAUAAUGAGUCUAAAGGUCAACAAAGUACUAAUGCUUCCUCCAAAAAAAUAAAGAAGAAAGCUGCAAAGAUCCUAAGAAGGAAAUUUAGUUACAUUGGACAUAGGCGAUUCUUGGAUAAUGAUCAUAAAUUCCGUAAGCAAAAAAAUUCAUUUGAUGGGCAUGCUGAUACGAGAUCAGCUCCUAUUACAGUAUCCAGAGGGAAAAUCAUGUUACAAAUGGAUGCUGUAGCCGAUCAUGUGUUUGGAAAGAAAAUAGUUAAUUUGCCUAAUAAAAGAAAAAGAAGGGAGGAAGCCUUAACUGUGUGGAAGAAUAAAAGUAUAUUUUUCACCUUACCUUAUUUGGAGCAUCAUGUGUUGCGUCACAAUCUUGACGUGAUGCAUAUUGAAAAGAAUGUAGUUGAUAAUAUAAUCAGCACAUUGUUGAACUUGGAUGGCAAGACAAAGGAUAACUUGAAGGCAUGUCAAGACUUAAAAGAUAUAGGUAUAAGAAGUGAACUUCAUUUGGAAAAGGUUGGGAAUGAUCAGACACACAUGCCACGUGCCUGCUACCAUAUGAAUGCUAGUGAAAAUGAUGGUUUUCUACAAGUUUUGAAGGAUGUAAGAGUGCCGAUGGAUAUUCUCCAAACAUCUCACGUUGUGUUAAACUCAAAGAAUGCAAGAUUAGUGGCAUGA